Messenger RNA from Rangifer tarandus platyrhynchus (Svalbard reindeer), 1191 nucleotides. NCBI's taxonomy places the organism in Eukaryota, Metazoa, Chordata, Mammalia, Artiodactyla, Cervidae. The record is from the annotation of a GenBank genome assembly.
AUGGCGGUGCAGGAGUCCGCCGCUCAGCUCUCCAUGACCCUGAAGGUGCAGGAGUACCCGACCCUCAAGGUGCCCUACGAGACGCUGAACAAGCGCUUCCGCGCGGCGCAGAAGAACAUCGACCGCGAGACGAGCCACGUCACCAUGGUGGUGGCCGAGCUGGAGAAGACCCUGAGCGGCUGUCCGGCCGUGGACUCUGUGGUCAGCCUCCUGGACGGCGUGGUGGAGAAGCUCAGCGUCCUCAAGAGGAAGGCAGUGGAAUCCAUCCAGGCGGAGGACGAGAGCGCCAAGCUGUGCAAGCGCCGGAUCGAGCACCUCAAGGAGCAUAGCAGUGACCAGCCGGCGGCGGCCAGCGUGUGGAAGAGGAAGCGCAUGGACCGCAUGAUGGUGGAGCACCUGCUGCGCUGUGGCUACUACAACACGGCCGUGAAGCUGGCGCGCCAGAGCGGCAUCGAGGAUUUAGUGAACAUCGAGAUGUUCCUGACUGCCAAAGAGGUGGAGGAGUCCCUGGAGAGGCGCGAGACCGCCACCUGCCUGGCCUGGUGCCAUGACAACAAAUCCCGGCUGCGCAAGAUGAAGAGCUGCCUGGAGUUUAGCCUGAGGAUCCAGGAGUUCAUUGAGCUCAUCCGGCAGAACAAGAGGCUGGAUGCGGUGAGACACGCGAGGAAGCACUUCAGCCAGGCUGAGGGGAGCCAGCUGGAUGAGGUCCGCCAGGUCAUGGGCAUGCUGGCCUUCCCGCCGGACACGCAUAUCUCCCCCUACAAGGACCUGCUGGACCCGGCGCGGUGGCGGAUGCUGAUCCAGCAGUUCCGGUACGACAACUACCGGCUGCACCAGCUGGGGAACAACUCCGUGUUCACCCUCACCCUGCAGGCUGGCCUCUCGGCCAUUAAGACACCGCAGUGCUACAAGGAGGACGGCAGCUCGCGGAGCCCCGACUGCCCGGUGUGCAGUCGCUCGCUGAACAAGCUGGCGCAGCCCCUGCCCAUGGCGCACUGCGCCAACUCGCGCCUCGUCUGCAAGAUCUCGGGGGACGUCAUGAACGAGAACAACCCGCCCAUGAUGCUGCCCAACGGCUACGUCUACGGCUACAACUCCCUGCUCUCUAUCCGGCAGGAUGAUAAGGUUGUCUGCCCGAGAACCAAAGAGGUCUUCCACUUCUCCCAGGCCGAGAAGGUGUACAUCAUGUAG